AUGUCGGGGUUCUGCGGUCUAAUAAACUUCUUUGCUCGUCACACGCGGACACAACAACUGGCGAUCAGGGUCAGGAAUAAAGAAGACCCGGAAGAAGCGCGAAGGAAGUCAAGAAGAAAGAAGACUAAGAAGCCAAAGGAUAUCAGAAGAAACAAGAACGAGUUCUUCAGAAAACCUGAAGGUGCCGAGAGGAACCGAAGACAAGCCUUCGGAGUCGCAGCUCGAGAAGCUUUUUUCAGCAAUGAAGUCAACAAGGAUCAAUACGAUCAACACAAGGAGCCAAGUCCAACGUUCGUUUAUUGGUUCAAGAGAUACGGUCUUGUCAUCAGAGAUUCAACCUUGUCGGACAGCAGGAAGCGCGAUUUGAUCGUUAUGAAGCUGGACGAGGAUGCAUAUCGCAGGUAUGCUGAUGACAUCUUACCGAAAAAGCCACACGAGUUCGGGGUCGAGACGACAGUCACGAAUCUGAAAGAGCUUUUUGCGUCCAAGAAGACAUUGAUUCGACGACAGUACGACUGUCUCAGGAUAAAGUGCUCGCCGUUGAAUGCCAGUUAUGUAUCACUCUGA
Molecule: messenger RNA, 567 nt
Organism: Necator americanus (New World hookworm)
Lineage: Eukaryota; Metazoa; Nematoda; Chromadorea; Rhabditida; Ancylostomatidae
Exons: 2
Coding region: 1-567 (188 amino acids)
Source: RefSeq, a predicted model, not a curated record